Molecule: messenger RNA, 1116 nt
Organism: Nerophis lumbriciformis (worm pipefish)
Lineage: Eukaryota; Metazoa; Chordata; Actinopteri; Syngnathiformes; Syngnathidae
Source: RefSeq, a predicted model, not a curated record
GUCGAGAUGGAUUUUGUGAGGUUGUUCGGCGCCCUGAUCGCCUUCUUCUUCCACAAUGGGUGCGCUUCGAAAAUCAAUGGCCAAAGGAUCUGCCGGCGGGGAACAGAACGACCAUGCUACAAGGUGUCCUACUUCCAGGACAGCAGACGCAGGCUGACCUUCCAAGACGCCAGGCAGGCCUGCAGGGUGGAUGGAGGCGAGCUGCUAAGCAUCGAAACAGAAAGCGAGCAGCGACUGAUUGAAAGGUUCAUACAGCAGCUCCACGCAGCCGAUGGAGAUUUCUGGAUUGGCCUUCGCCGCAGCCCUCAGCGCUUUAGAGCUGGAAGUGCCAACCCUGGAUGCCCCUCCCAGUACUUCUGGCUGGACGGGAGUAAAGCCAAGUUCAGGAACUGGCACUGGGAUGAGCCUUCCUGCGGUGGGGAAAUGUGUGCGGUUCUUUACUACCAGCCCUCUGCACCACCUGAUGAGGAAGGUCACUUCCUGUUUCAUUGGAAUGACGAUAACUGCAACACCAAGAACAACUACGUCUGCAAAUAUCCUAAAGAAAAGGCACCAGUAUUUACAGAGGCAGGGAGAGGGAAUACGCCACGUGCAGUUCCAACUGUGAUGCCAAAUCUAUUCUUCACAACAUCAAGUGGCAAGACGAUUAAAGUAGGAAUGUCUGAGUCAUCAGUGUCAUUUUCUGACAAUACCCUAUACGUUCACUACAUCCUGUAUGCAACCAUUCCUGCUCUCCUGCUGCUACUGCUUGCAGUUUCUGUCUUCUUCUGCUACAAACAAGCUAAACGAAGGAAGUCAGACAACAAAGCCUCCACUGGCCAAGCUAAACCAUGGAUGCCUACAGAAGCUUUAUCCUGCCCUAUUCAAGGACCCUAUGCUUUCAGUGACAUCACCAAACUUUCCUACUUAAGCCCGGACAGCACCCUACCAGUAGAUUUCAAAACAAAGUACCCCUAUGCUUCUUCCAAGGAGCCACAGUGGAAUGAUUACGAGAACGUAUUAUUGACGGAGAGGGAGAGUGGCUUUGUGAGUAAUGACAUUUACGAAACCAGCGGGGCUCAGAGUGGACACUGUCGCCCUAAACCAGGCUGGGUUGAAAAUGAGAUUUAUGGGUAG